Messenger RNA from Podarcis lilfordi (Lilford's wall lizard), 8200 nucleotides. NCBI's taxonomy places the organism in Eukaryota, Metazoa, Chordata, Lepidosauria, Squamata, Lacertidae. The record is from the annotation of a GenBank genome assembly.
AUCUCUUUCUAUAGCUGUGUCCAUUAUCCCUAGUAGAAAAGCUUCUGUAUUUUUCAUAAAGUUAUACAGUGGUGCCUCGCAAGACGAAAUUAAUUCGUUCCGCGAUUUUUUUCGUCUUGCGAAGCACGGUGUCGGGAAAGUUUUGGAAAAGCUUCAAAAAUCACCAAAGUCUUUAAAAACCUCAAAAAAGGCUACCACACCGCGUUCUAUGAGUUGCUCCUCGAAGUCAAGUCGCAACUGUAUUAACGGUGUUAAGAAACAGGAAGCAAACUUGCAAGACGUUUCCGUCUUGCGAAGCAAGCCCAUAGGGAAAAUCGUCUUGCGAAGCAGCUCAAAAAACAAAAAACCCUUUCGCCUAGCGAGUUUUUUGUCUUGCGAGGCAUUCGUCUUGUGAGGUACCACUGUACUUAAACAUUUUUUUAAGCUCGUCAUAUACUGUGUUCCAGAAGCUUUUGAUUUUUUCACAGGUCCACCAAACCUUUCAAUAAGAAAUGUAAUAUGGCUAAAUGGGAAAUGGAUAUGAAUUGAAAUCUACAGUCCACAUACAGAACAGUCUGAGCAAGAGGACACUGGGAGGCCAGUGUAGCACAUUCCUUGAGAAUGGGGAUGUGACAGAAAAAGUGGAGGGGAAGCUUUCUCUGUCUCUUCUGUGUUUUCAACAGCCUGGUUCACAUAUAACGCUAAGCCAUGGCUUGUUUAACAAACUGCGAGUUAAGGCAGCAACAAAGCAUUGCUUCAAAUCAUGGUUUGUUGGCGGUAAAAACAAACAGCAGUUAAGCUACUGGGCAGGGUUCAUACACGACACUAAGUCAUGAUACAUCAUUAUGUGUGAAGCAGGCCAUUAUUGUUGCCUUUAUAAAAUCUGCAUUAAUCCCUUGAAUAUGCAUGUAUGUUUUGGUUUAUUCUUUUAAUUGUAAAUUUGUAAAUGAGCUUGAAAACUAUUGUUGCAGGAUGGGAUGUGAAAUUAUUGUGUAUCCUAAUUCCCAUUCCAUUCUCUGAGUGCCGUAGCCUAGAUAUCCAAAACAGCCACACACUAGAAGGGAGUAUUGGCAAACUUGUUUGUAAAACCAAAACUUCAUUAUUAUUAUUAUUAUUAUUGUCGUUGUUGCUUUAAAAAAAAACAACUAAAGAAAGGGAGGGGAUCUUCCCAAAAGCCCAUUAAGGACUCGUGGAAUGUGGACUGAUAGUUGAGAGGAAAAACUGUAAUACACUUGCUCUGUGAGAUGUGACUUUAUUUUGCCAUGAAUCUACUUCUACUGUGUACUUCGUUGUUCUUAUUUAUUGUUUGACUGGAUUUGUUUAUGUUGUAUUUUUCUAAAUGCUCGAUAAAAUAUAUAAUUAAACCAGAGAGAGAGAAAAGCAGAAGGGGUUACUUUAAGUUGGAGGGGAAAUGGAAUAAAGUGACUGCGAAAUGACUAUCAAGAAGGAGACACACACCCAUUCCUUCUCUCUUUUGCCAGCCACUGCCCAGACCCCAUCCUGCCUGUUCACUUGCUCUAUUACCAGAUGGCAGCUGCAUAUCAUUUAUUCUAGUAGUACGACUCAUGCAACACGUUGACGACUAAUAUACACACAAUAACUACCAAAAUAAUUAUACAUUCUUUAUCAAUCUUCUGAGAGAAAUAUACAAAACCUUGUGCAAAGCCACAAAGACUUACGAACUACCCAACCUAAGAUGAACUUACAAUAUCUGGUUUCAAUGGAUUUUUCAAAUGCUUAACUCAGUCUUUUGUUUUCUUUAUCUUUUUAAUUAAGUUCAUGAAGAGACCAACAAAGGGUAAGGUAAGUUCGGUGUUGUUCACAAUACUGAGAGAUGCUACUGAAGUUGUAGAUGGAUGUUAAUGAAGCUGUAGACAGGGUGCCGGCAUUUUGCACCUCUUUCACCCUGGCAGGCCAAGUAAGGCCACUGUUUGCCCCUGAUAGGGCACCUUCUAUGGGGCUUGCUGGUAGCACACUCCCAAGGUAGUUUUCCGGACUUCUUCAGUGGUCUAAUCUCAAAGCCUUGAUAUGUAUAUUGGUACUCAAUUCAUAAAGAAUACUAUUUCUUGGCUUAAGUUUAAGAGACUGAUUUGCUCAUUUAUUCUAGGCUGCCACAUGACUGAAAAAGGAGGUAUCUGAAGGCUGUCUGUGGCCACACACCAUUUUGUUGCAGGGCUCCAGUCUGAUCAGAAGCCCAAAUGGCACAACACAUAUACACAAAGAGGGAGGUAGCAGCAGAUUUGGGGGGCCCAAAACCAAAGAUUUAUGUAAGUUUCUAAAAGGUGAAACAGCCUGUGGAGGAAAUGGGAAAAACCAUCCAAUAAGGGCUGAGGAUAGUAACCAUAGGAUGCUGCCUGACUGAUGAGAAAAACUGGGUCAUAUCUACAACUUAAUUUUAAAGUACUUUUAUACCAUGUUAAAAAGCACGGCUUCCACCAAAGAACCCUGGGGAAGUGUUGUUUGUUAAGGGUGCUGAGCAUUGUAAGCAGACCCCCUAUUCCCCUCAUAAGCGAAUGGUAGCUUUUGGAGGGGAGUAAGGGAUCGCAACACAAACUGGAGUUUCUGUAAUUCUUAGGGGGAAUACAUGACCAUUUAAAGCACCUUUAAAUGUACCGUGCAGAUGGCAUGUAAGUUUUGUUGCAGGUUUCACUUGUACAACUCUGUUAAUCAACUAGCCUUGCUAGUUAGCUCAGUUGGUUUUAAUUCCUAGAGAAUGCAUGCAAUAGUGCACAUGCUACAGAGAAACAACAUAUUCUCCACUGCUUUAGAUGUUUCCCCCUUUCUCAUUUAUGCUAGACCUGAAGAAUUCCAAUGAUUAAAAAAAAACCCACUUCAAAUUUACAAGUGAAUAUAACAGCCACAUUUUCCAAUCACAGAGUCUAGCUCUGCUUGUGAAGGAACAGAAAACAGGCACAAAUUCGCAAUGAAACACUGGGUUGAAAUCCACAGCUCGUUUCUGUGUGGCCACCACCAGACCCCUCAACGCAAUAGUAUGAAUUUGCCAGACUCUUUCCGAUGUCUGCCUCCAGCCAAUGACAGAGCUGUGUUGCGCGAACCUCAGGGAAACAAGCAGCCUCUAGGCAAAUGCUUGCAAAUGAGCAUGGUCGCCAUAAAGCAAUGUGCAUGGUGCAUAUGUGCUAGAAAGACAAGCAGUUUUGUCAUCAAACCACCUCCAAGCGGAGAAGGAUGGGCUCUCAUAUCCUGCUGUGUCUCUCUUUGGUUCUCUCCAUCCACGGUGAGUACACACAUAGCUGGUUGCCAAGCUAGAGAGGCCAAGAACUUGCAAUAGGCCAGUGGGAAUGACGGGGAAAUGAGGAAUUUGGGCCUUGUGGUAGAAUAGAGAGAAUGAGCAUGAUGGGCUAGAGAAAUCUGCACACCUCUUUUGUCUUUCAGUGGAGGUCAGUCAAAGGCCACGGCUAUGGUCUAGGAAUGGCAGGUAGAUGUAAAGGACUCAAAGGUUGGUGUACGCCUAGAAGGCUGGAGGAGAAAACCCAGACCCACUCAUUCAAUCAUCCCUCCAUCUACCCGCUAGGUACUUACGAAUAGCGAUGGUGGGAAAAUUCGACUCAGUUCAGAUUUAAAGGCAAUCCUAUCUAGUCCCCGCUUUCUAAACAAUACAUAUGCUGAAGUAUAGCCACCCAUCAGAAUGCACACUUCUCCGAUUCUCGCAGUGUAGUUGUGCAGCCAAGUGAAGUGUAUAGAAAUGAACACUCUAGGACAGAGUGUGCAUAAGAAAUGCAUAUAUCAGUGACAAUGACAUGCACGAAUAUAUUAUAUUCUAUAAUGUAUAGGAAUUUGCUCUGCAAAAUGUGUGCGUUGGCAAAACUUGUAUAAAAAUAUGUGUAUACUAGGAGAAAUUCACAAUAAAAUGCAGAUGAGGUUUUUUAAAAAAUGAUGUGGAAAUGUGGAAAACUGAACUUAAGACUAGAAAAGUUAAAAACUCAGCAGAACUGAAAUGGACAAACUGGCCCACCGCUACUGAGCAGACUGAAAUCAUUUUUUAAAUGCUGGCUCCGUAAGCAAAAUACACUAAAUACAAGGGGGUGCAGACUUUCAAGCUGUAUAAAAUUCACAGUUGACUCCCAUUAUCAGGCUGAAAUUUUAGCUUCACAACAGCCACCUACUUCCCUCCUCGCAGGUGGAGCGCUGCAGCCUCUGCCCGCCCAGCCACCACAGGCCUCCUUUGCAGAGGGGACCACUGCUAUCCUGCCGUGCCCUCUGGAGAGGGGCAAUAUCCAGGAGUACCAUGCCUUCUGGUUCCUGCAAAAGCCAGGAAAAGGCCCGGUCUUUAUACUGAAGCAUCACAUUGAUGGAAAGGUAGAGCGUGCUCCUGCAUUUGAUGAACGUUUUGUGGCCAUCCGGGAUGCCAAUACCUACACGCUGCAGAUUCGGAAGGCGCGCACGGAGGACAGCGCCAUCUAUUACUGCCUGGCAGAGGCAAAUUAUUUCAACACCGCUGUCUCAGGGAGUGGAACACAGCUCAGUGUCACAGGAGGUGAGUGAGACUACCAUGGCUUACGAGUGGAGCACUUGGGCACAGGGAGCCCAAUGUACUACGGGAAGCAUGCAGGGGGGCUUGUGUACCAUAGAAGUUAUGAAGUGUGCCCUAGGAAAUUCCCAGCACAGGUCUCGCUUUGGGCAUGAAUUCACAAAGUAGCCUUAGCCAAGCUGCUACGCCUCAGAUUCAUGCUUGCAGUGUAGGAAUAAUAGCACUAGCAACCUUAUAGGGUUAUUGUAAGGUGAACUGCUUAAUAUGAACACUCAGAAAAGUGAUAUCAGAAAAGUGGGAUCCAACUUAUGCAUUCCAAUAUUGCAAGGAUUUCCACUUGUGCAGCAGAACUUCCCCCCUGCCUCUUCUCGCCCGCCUGCGCUCCCUGAAUCUGCUCUGGAGAGUUAUGGGGGAACCCAGAGCAGAUUUAAGCAGGGGUAUGAGGGGGAGUCCUGUUGCACAAGCUGAAAUCUUUGCGUCAACAGGAAACUUACUUAGCACUUUGCUGCAUAUAGGCAGACUCCAACUCCCAUCAUCCCUGGUCAGUGGUUACACUGGCUGGGAUAACAGGAGAAAGCGAGUCCAACAACAUUUGGAGCGCUGCAAGUUCCCCAACUCUGCCCUAUUCUUUUUGUCCUCUAAUGCCCUUUCUCUACAGCAGCAGACUCCAUGUACACAACAGUCUGCAACGAUGCCUUGCUUGUUCACCUGAAAAACAGAUUUGGGGUGCUGGGUGGGGGGAAGGUGUCAGAAAAUAGAAUGAGGGCUUAGGCAAAUUUACCUUUUGUCCCACUCUUUCUAAGCACAGGUCUGUGCUUUAAAGCUCUACAUCUGAGCAUUUGUUUGUUUGUUUGGCUUUUUUUAAAAUAAUAUAUUUAUUAAGAUUUUUUUUAAAUAUUACAAUAAAAAUGAAAAAAAAAUGACAAAAAUACAAAAUAAAAAUAGUUAAAAACACACAGAUUUUCCAUUACUUAUUUUCCUUUGACUUAUUUCCCGGACCUCCUCAUACCUCCCUGUUUGUAUUUCACUUCAAUCUGUUGGUUCAGCAAAUCCUUUAAAAGUAAUAAUAUUAAAUUUUUACCUAUUUAUAACCCUUUUUCAUAUUCCCUUAAAGCAUUACAGCUGGAAACCACUUAAUUACUAUCCAACAUCAUUCUAACAUUCAUUAAUUUUACAAUAUUUCUGUAGAUAAUCUUUGAAUUUCUUCCAAUCUUCUUCCACCGACUCUUCUCCCUGGUCUCGGAUUCUGCCAGUCAUUUCUGCCAGUUCCAUAUAGUCCAUCACCUUCAUCUGCCAUUCUUCCAGAGUGGGUAGAUCUUGUGUCUUCCAAUACUUUGCAAUGAGUAUUCUUGCUGCUGUUGUGGCAUACAUAAAAAAAGUUCUGUCCUUCUUUGGCACCAAUUGGCCGACUAUGCCUAGGAGAAAGGCCUCUGGUUUCUUCAAGAAGGUAUGUUUAAAUACCUUUUUCAGUUCAUUAUAUAUCAUUUCCCAGAAGGCCUUAAUCCUUGGGCACGUCCACCAAAGGUGAAAGAAUGUACCUUCAGUUUCUUUACAUUUCCAGCAUUUAUUGUCGGGCAAAUGAUAGAUUUUUGCAAGCUUGACUGGGGUCAUGUACCACCUGUAUAUCAUUUUCAUAAUAUUCUCUCUUAGGACAUUACAUGCCGUAAACUUCAUACCUGUGGUCCAUAACUGUUCCCAGUCAGCAAACAUAAUAUUAUGUCCAACAUCUUGUGCCCAUUUAAUCAUAGCAGAUUUCACCGUUUCAUCCUGAGUAUUUCAUUUCAACAGCAAGUUAUACAUUCUUGACAAAUUCUUAGUUUUGGGUUCUAACAGUUCUGUUUCUAAUUUUGAUUUUUCCACCUGGAAGCCAAUUUUCUUGUCCAAAUUAUAUGCCUCCAUUAUCUGAUAAUAAUGAAGCCAGUCUCGCACUUUAUUUUUUAGUUUCUCAAAACUCUGCAGUUUCAGUCUAUCUCCAUCUUGUUCCAAAAUUUCCCAAUAUUUCGGCCAAUUGGCCUCCAUAUUGAGCCUUUUCAGAGCUUUCGCUUCCAUCGGUGACAGCCACCUUGGGGUUUUGUUUUCCAACAAAUCCUUGUAUCUUAUCCAAACAUUAAACAGUGCUUUCCUGACAAUAUGGUUUUUAAAUGCUUUAUGCGCUUUAACCUUGUCAUACCACAGAUAUGCAUGCCAUCCAAAUACAUUGUUAAAACCUUCUAAGUCCAAAAUGUCUGUGUUUUCAAGAAGUAGCCAUUCUUUCAACCAGCAAAAAGCUGCUGAUUCAUAGUAAAGUUUAAAGUCUGGCAGGGCAAAUCCACCCCUUUCCUUUGCAUCAGUUAAUAUCUUAAAUUUUAUUCUGGGCUUCUUGCCCUGCCAGACAAAUCUAGAAAUAUCUCUCUGCCACUUCUUGAAACAGUCCAUCUUGUCCACAAUUUGCAAUGUUUGAAACAAAAACAGCAUUCUAGGCAAUACAUUCAUUUUUAUAACAGCAAUACGACCCAACAGUGAAAGCUUCAAAUUUGACCAGAUUUCUAAAUCUUUUUCACUUCCGUCCAACAUUUUUCAUAAUUAUCUUUAAAUAAGUUCCCAUUUUUGGCUGUCAUGUUAAUCCCCAGGUAUUUCACUUUCUUAACCACAGUCAGGCCUGUCUCAUUCUGAAACCUCUCUCUUUCAAUCAGUGUUAAAUUUUUCUCUAAAACCUUAGUUUUUAACUUGUUCAGUUUAAAUCCUGCCAGUUGACCAAAUUCUUGAAUUAGUUCUAAAACCCUUUUAGUACUAGAUUCUGGCUCCUGUAACGUCAAUACUAAGUCAUCUGCAAAUGCUCUCAGUUUGUACUGUGUUUGUUUGGCUUUUUUUUUUUUUUUAAUGCCCUGGAGCAUUCCCCAUGAAAACCUGCUCUUUAAAGCUGAAGCACAGCCAACGGCAAUUGCCAUUUGCUCCAAUUCUGCUUUAAAGAGUGGGUUUUGGUGUGGAAAACUCCAGACCCAAAAAAAAAGUGCUGGGAAAUACCUGAAAAGUAUGGAAAGGCAAGUAUGGAUAAGCCCUCAGAGUGGGAGAGGAGCUCAACAACAGAAAUGCUUGCGCAAUCUCCACAAGAAAAUCAUCAACUCCAACCCAUGCCUCUGGGGCCCAAAUGACGCAUUAAGUUAUCCAGGGUGGCAUUUUUGUGUGUGGGCUCUGUUAAGUACUGCUGGGGAUUCUCAGUUAACUUUGCUUGGAAACCCCCAUUCAGCAGCACCACCCAAAAAUAAUCAGGUCACCUGGAUUCUGUGGCCCACUCAUGGUGUCUCUUUCCCAGGCAAAUCAGCAAAGGAGCCGGCUUCAGUCACCCUCCUGUCUGAUGCUUACCAGACAGCGGACUCGCCCACCAUCCACGCCUUGUGCAUCGCCGAGAAAUUCUACCCAGGGUUCCUAGAGAUCAAGUGGAGUGAGGCUGGAGUCAACAUAUCAGAGGGGGUGACUGCUGGGCCGGUGGUCUUGAAUGAGGAUGGCUCCUACAGCGCCAGCAGCAUCCUGAGCAUCCCUCGCAGCCGCCUGACCUCUGACAUCUCCAUCAAGUGCUCCACGUACCACAUCGCCUCCGGAACCAGAGCAGAGCGGAGCCUGGAGCAGUGCCAGGGAAAGUAAAGGCCUGCUGAGAUCAGCAGCACCCCUGCCAUCUCCUCCUUCAUCCCUCACAGCCAGAGGGGCAGCUCUGCUCCUCCUUUUGUGGUUCCCAAUAAAGUCACCUUCACAUUC